Messenger RNA from Caenorhabditis remanei, 1032 nucleotides. RefSeq lists its product as uncharacterized. Gene Ontology annotation, cellular component: cytosol; nucleus. NCBI's taxonomy places the organism in Eukaryota, Metazoa, Nematoda, Chromadorea, Rhabditida, Rhabditidae. Gene Ontology annotation, biological process: nuclear-transcribed mRNA catabolic process; NAD-cap decapping. The coding region runs from base 1 to 1032 and encodes 343 amino acids. The transcript has 5 exons. Gene Ontology annotation, molecular function: mRNA 5'-diphosphatase activity. The record is from RefSeq and is a predicted model, not a curated record.
AUGCCUGUAGCAAUCGACGUCGAGACAAUCGGAAAAUUCUCUCGCCUUGCGAAAAAAGCGACAGUUCUAGACGCUCUUCCGCCUCGUUUGAAUGAAAACAAAAACUUGUAUGGAACAUUGAGUGAAGAACUCGAUUUGACACUUGGAAGUGAGGAAUAUAAGGAAUCUUCCAGUACUGAAAAUGAUCUUGACCCGCUUCUCGAUUAUAUAUUGAAGACUUCGAAAGGAGGAGUCGCGUUGAAAGAGUCGAUCGACGCAGAAUUCAUCACAACUCCCCGAAUUCUCAAUGCUCUCGCUCGCUCUGUCUACAAUAACGGAAAUCCGCUGGAAAUCUACGCGUCUCGUCAACAAGAUGUCAUUUUUCUCUGUGAAAAAGAGAAGAAUUCUGAAGAGAAUUCUUCUAUUUCAUAUCUUCACAAAUUCAAACAAUAUAUGACACUGGAUGAGAAUCAGAAUCCGCAUAAAAUCCACGAUAAGAUUCAGAACAAAUCGACGAAUGUUGUGAAUAAAUUGACUCUGACUUCUGGAAAUUCUGGAAAUUUCAGCCUGAAAGUCGUUUAUUCUUCGAAGGUGGAUGCUGUUGAUAGAGAUGGUAACCUUCUCGAACUGAAAACCACCGCUUUGGGUCACAAUAAAUGGGUGGAGAAGCAGAGUCUUCGUCAUUAUCUGCAGGCGUUUCUUGCUAACGUGCCUUACGUCAUUUACGGUCGCCGUACCAAUAUUCAGGAGCAAAAUAUUCAUAAGGCACGUGCUAUUAACACGACACGCUUCUUACAGCCGCGCUCUACCGAAGUCGAAGAGAGUUGUGUCGACACAAUUCCAACCUCCAGCAUUCCCAAUUAUCGCGUAAAUUGGAAAAAGGAGACGUGCUUCGAGAAGUUGUUCAACAUUCUUCAGAAAAUCGAGUCGAAACUGGAAUUCGACGAAGACGUGAUGGUGGUGAAGGUGACAAAAGAUGGAAUGGAAUGUGAAGAAAACGGAGAAGAAUGUUAUGAACUUGUUAACCCGCUAUUUUUGAAUCACUUUGAAUGA